AUGCCUGCCCCGCAACUGUUGGGAAUAUAUCCCGUCGAAUCGGUACAGGAGGUUCACCAGUCGCUUCCUCUCGACCCCCUCGGUCCCGGGGCCGCCGACCUGCUCGCCGGUGAUGUCGAGUACCGCCUCCACUUUCUGCUCCAAGAGGCCAAAAAGUUCAUGGUGCAUGGCAAGCGGUCGACUUUGAUGCCAGAAGAUGUGGAGCACGCGAUGGAGGCGCUCAAUGUUGAGCCCGUCAUUGUACCCCCACGACCGCUGCCGCAGGCCCAGUUCCACGCUGUUCCGGUCCCAUCCGGUACCGCUGGAUCGUCACAGCAGCUCUACCACGUUCUUGAUGACGAGAUCGACUUUGCGACGUACUUGCGCGAACCGCUGCCUCCCGCGCUCAUCAACUCGGCUGGUGUCAAGUGGAAGGCACAUUGGCUGGCUGUAGAGGGCGUUCAGCCUGCCAUCCCGGAGAACCCCGCCCCAAGCUCGCGUGCUGGCCCAUCGCGACCGCAGGCAACGCCAACGACUGGCGCUGCUUCCCUCAGGCCAAGUGCCAAGGCGCACCUCACCACCGAGCUUCAGCUCUACUUCUCGCGUCUUACUGCCGCCCUCAUCCCUCCCACAUCACAGCUCCCCAACCUGCCCGGAAACCCUCCCAGCAACGCAACGACUCAUUCGUUCCCCGAUGCCGAGCGCCAUCGUCUCGCUGCCCUCGGAAGCGUGCGGUCCGACGCUGCAGUGGCCGGUGUGCUCGCGUACCUCGUUCGCUGGGUCGCCGAGAGUAUCAACAAGACUCUCUCUGGUGCUACGGGUACGAUUGGCUGCCUGAUUGACGUUGUAGAGGCCAUCCUCGACAACGAUGUGUUGUUUGUCGAGCCUUAUCUGCACCAAUUCCUUGGACCACUGCUGUCCAUCAUCCUGACUGUUCCCCUUGGUCCCCACCCGCCAUCCUCGGGCGGUGGCCAGCCUACGCCCUUCGAGCUGCGUACUCGCGCAUCCGAUGUCCUGGCCAAGCUGGUCACGCUCUACGGCAAGGGCUAUCCCGGUCUCGUUCCUCGUCUCCUCUCCACACUCAACCGCGCACUCCACUCUUCGCCCUUCCCCUCUCCUCUUGGUGCCGAGUUCCCGCCUGCUGGUCGUUACGAGGGUGCUGUACUCGGUAUCACCGCGCUCGGCAAGCACGCCGUCAAGGAUGCGCUCUGGGGCGAGCACGGCGAAAAGACUGAUGUCGUCAACAACCUCGUGGCCAUUCUGUAUCCCGGUGAUGGCCGCAAGGGCAAGACUGGAUUGAUGAAAGCGACGUUCCGCGCUCUCGCCACCCUCGCGCGCCCCAAGCCCACCGACUGGGUGCCCACACCCCCGUCAUUUGACGAGCUCUCGAACUUCCUCGGUCCCAACUUUGCCAAGGCGCUCGAGAAGCGUCCCUGGAUGGCUUUCGAGUUGGCUAGACUGCACAAGGAGGGUGCGGAUAUUAUGGAGACAGACGAGUAA
Molecule: messenger RNA, 1479 nt
Organism: Apiotrichum porosum
Lineage: Eukaryota; Fungi; Basidiomycota; Tremellomycetes; Trichosporonales; Trichosporonaceae
Exons: 6
Coding region: 1-1479 (492 amino acids)
Biological process (GO): RNA polymerase II preinitiation complex assembly; transcription initiation at RNA polymerase II promoter
Cellular component (GO): SLIK (SAGA-like) complex; transcription factor TFIID complex; SAGA complex
Molecular function (GO): protein heterodimerization activity; RNA polymerase II general transcription initiation factor activity; transcription coactivator activity
Source: RefSeq, a predicted model, not a curated record